AUGACUUCAAAAAUUCUGAUGGUUUGCUUGCUUUUCUGCCUGAUUCAAGCGGCUUUCGCCACUGACCGACCGUCCUUGUCCUGCUCUUCAAUGAAGAAAAGCCCAGUUUGGUCGAAAUUCAAGUGCUGGGCGGCUUGUCAAGCUAUCAACUGCUCAACCGGCGAGUGUAGGAACAUCAACGGCCGCGCCACCUGUGAUUGCGCCUGCAAGAAGGGUCCGGUUUUGAUCGACGCCAUCAGCAAGCUUCCAAUUGGCAAGGGUCGC
This is a messenger RNA of Mesorhabditis spiculigera, 264 nucleotides long. The record is from the annotation of a GenBank genome assembly. NCBI's taxonomy places the organism in Eukaryota, Metazoa, Nematoda, Chromadorea, Rhabditida, Rhabditidae.